AUGAGCGUACGAAGGUGUUACUUUAAGACUGAUUGGUUGACUGAUCCAAACUUUAACUUAUGGGUAGAAGAGUGCAAAUCAAACAGUUCUGUGAUUUUUUGCAAGAUAUGCAAGAAAAAUGUGGACAUAUCAAAUAUGGGUGUUUCAGCCUUAAAGAGUCAUAUGAAAAGCGUUAAACAUAUUAAGUUAACAACAGCUAUUAAUUCAACUACUAAUGUUGCUCAGUAUUUUCAAAAUCACCAGUUAAGCAACAGCAGUUUAGGUAUUGAAAAACCAUCCAGCAGUGAAAACAAAUCAAGAGUAGUUCCAGAAAAAACUCUAUCUCUUCAAGAAAAAGGUUUAAUUUCGGAAGCUGUACUAAAAUCUGAAAUAAUUUGGACAAUUAACAUGGUUCUCAAACAUUAUUCGUUUAAUUCCAGCAAAAACAAUGGCAAACUGUUUUCAGCCAUGUUUCCAGACAGCGAAAUAGCCAAAAGCUUUGCGUGUGGUGCUACAAAAAUGGCAUACACAUUAUGCUUCGGAAUUUCACCAUUUAUUAAGGAAAAAUUAUUAUCAAAAAUAAGAAAAUCCAAACAUUUCACCGCUUACUUUGAUGGAAGCGUGGAUAAAUAUUUACAAAAAGAUCAAAUUGAUGUUAUUAUUCGCUUUUGGGAUGAAAGCCAGAUAACCUCAAGAUAUAUGAGUUCAGCAUUUUUGGGCCAUGCAAAGGCGUCAGAUAUUAUAAAGGCCAUAAAAAACGAAAUUGCGGAGUUAAAUUCCCAAAAACUUCUUCAGAUAGGUAUGGAUGGACCUAAUGUUAACCUUAAGGUACUAAAAGAGUUUGUGGACCAAAGAAGAAAUGAAAAUGAAGAUUAUCCCCAACUUAUUGAUAUUGGGAGCUGCAGUAUUCACACUUUACAUAGAUCUUUUCAAGUUGCAGUGCAGGAAACGGGGUGGGACUUGGCCUCUAUUUUAAGAGGAUUGUGGCAAAUUUUUAAAGAUUCUCCUGCAAGGAGGAGCGAUUUUGAAGAAAUAAGUAAAAAUAAAAUUUUCCCACUAAAAUUCUGUGCGACGAGAUGGACAGAAGAUGUCUCCGUAGCUGAAAGAGCCAUACAAAUAUGGCCAGAUGUAUGUUUGUUCGUCAGUUCUUACAAGGAUAAACCACGCUCAGCAACGAGCUGCCAAUCCUUUCAAACUAUUAAAAAAGCUACUAAUGAUCCACUGUUGGUAGCAAAACUAAGUUUUUUCUCUUUUGUCGGCGGCCACUUAAAAACGUACCUUACUCUUUACCAAACAGAUGCACCAAUGAUACCUUUUCAAGCAAAUGACAUUAUGGAACUAUUGUUUUCAAUCGCAUCUCUUUUUAUAAAAAGAGAUAUUUUGGAUAAAAUGGAAAACCAUAAAGACCUGUGCUCAGUUGAUGUCAAGGAUUCAAAAAAUGUAGUUUUGGCCAAAGAUGUUGAAAUAGGCUUUUCCACAAAAAAAUAUAUAAAAGACUCUUUAAAAGAGAAUAAAAUAAUGCAACAAAGGCUUGAUAUAUUUUAUUCAAACUUUUUACAAAAUAAAAAUGAAUAUGUGGAUUUAUGGGAUAUUAUAAAAAUAAUUCUUACUUUAUCGCAUGGACAAGCAUCUGUAGAAAGAGGGUUUUCAGUAAAUAAAGAGAUAACCGUCGAAAAUUUAUCCGAGAAAGCUUUACAAGCAUCCAGAUUAGUUUAUGAUGAAUAUAAAAACAAAGAUAUUUCAAAGCUUAAUUUUGAAAAAGAACUUUUAUCGCAUGUACGAUCUUCAAGAAUGAGGUAUCAAAAUUACUUGGAUGACGAAAAAACAAAAAAAACAGAGGAUGAGAAAACAAAGAAGCGUACAAAGGUCUUAGAAGAAGUUAAUGAGCUAAAGAAGAAAAAAAUUAAACUGGAAAAAACUGUAGAAACUUUAAAUAAAGAUGCCGACGAAUUGGCAAGAAAUGCGGAGAAGAAAAGCGACUUUACCCUUUUAGCAAAAUCAAAUGCAUUCAGAAAUAAAUCAAAAGAAACUCUUUUAAAAAUUAACAGCAUUGCAAACAAUAUAACAGAAUUAUCAAAAAAAAUUACUUAA
Messenger RNA from Brassicogethes aeneus, 2070 nucleotides. Lineage: Eukaryota; Metazoa; Arthropoda; Insecta; Coleoptera; Nitidulidae. The record is from the annotation of a GenBank genome assembly.